GGCCCGGGCGGACGCUAAGCUCUGGGCAGUCACCGGGAGCUGGUCACAGCCAUGGCUCCGCGUUGCUGGCGCUGGUGGGACUGGUCCGCGUGGCCUCGAAUCCAACCACUUUCCGCUAGUAACUUCACGACCUCAGGCUUCUGCCGGCAUUUCUCUGCACAGAAGAACCCCCAGAUCUGCGUGGUGGGCAGUGGCCCAGCGGGCUUCUACACGGCCCAACACCUGCUAAAGCACCACGCCCAGGCCCAUGUGGACAUCUAUGAGAAGCAGCUUGUGCCCUUUGGCCUGGUGCGGUUUGGUGUGGCGCCUGACCAUCCCGAGGUGAAGAAUGUCAUCAACACCUUCACCCAGACUGCCCGCUCUGACCGCUGUGCCUUCUGGGGAAAUGUGGUGGUGGGCAGGGAUGUGACAGUGCCUGAGCUGCAGGGUGCCUACCACGCAGUGGUGCUGAGUUACGGGGCAGAGGACCACCAGACGCUGGAGAUUCCCGGUGAGGAGCUGCCUGGUGUGUUCUCGGCCAGGGCCUUUGUGGGCUGGUACAAUGGGCUUCCUGAGAACCAGGAGCUGGCGCCGGACCUGAGCUGUAACACAGCCGUGAUCCUGGGGCAGGGAAAUGUGGCUCUGGAUGUAGCCCGGAUCCUGCUGACCCCGCCUGAGCACCUGGAGAAAACAGACAUCACAGAAGCUGCCUUUGGAGUGCUGAGGCAGAGUCAGGUGAAGACUGUGUGGAUAGUGGGCCGGCGUGGACCCCUGCAAGUGGCCUUUACCAUUAAGGAGCUUCGGGAGAUGAUUCGGUUGCCAGGAACCCGGCCCAUUUUGGAUCCUGCGGAUUUCUUGGGCCUCCAGGACAGAAUCAAGGAGGUCCCCCGUCCAAGGAAGCGGCUGAUGGAACUGCUGCUUCAAACUGCCACGGAGAAGCCAGGGCUGGGGGCUGCUCACCAGGCGAUGGCUACCCGUACCUGGGGCCUCCGUUUUUUUCGAAGCCCCCAGCAGGUGCUGCCCUCUCCAGAUGGGCGACGGGCAGCAGGCAUCCGCCUGGCUGUCACCAGACUGGAGGGUGUUGGCGAGGCCGCCCAAGCAGUGCCCACAGGAGACGUGGAGGACCUCCCUUGUGGGCUCGUGCUGAGCAGCGUCGGGUAUAAGAGCCGCCCGGUUGACCCCAGUGUGCCUUUUGACUUCAAACGUGGAGUAAUCCCCAACAUAGAGGGCCGGGUUGUGGAUAUGCCAGGCCUCUACUGCAGUGGCUGGGUGAAGAGGGGACCCACAGGUGUCAUUAACACUACCAUGACAGACAGCUUCCUCACCAGCCAGAUGCUGCUGCAGGACCUGAAGGCCGGACUCCUGCCCUCAGGCCCUAGGCCUGGCUUUGCGGCCAUCCAGGCCCUGCUCAGUAGCCGAGGUCUGGGCCCUAGUGCUGAGGUUUCGGGAGGUGUCCGACCAGUUUCUUUCUCAGACUGGGAAAAGCUGGAUGCUGAGGAGGUGUCUCGGGGACAGGGUGCUGGGAAGCCUCGGGAGAAGCUGGUGGAUCCUCAGGAGAUGCUGAGGCUGCUGGGGCACUGAGCCUGGACCCUAGUCCUUGUCAAGGAAAGGAAGAGUGCUGUGCAGGGAGGAGGGGCAUGUGUCAGCCUGAGCCAGACUUCCCCAGCUGCAGCACCACCUGCCAGGCUUGGGGGCUUGGCUGGAGCGCUUUUCCAGGGAUCUGAGUACUGCCUCCUAUGAAGUCCUUGCCAGUGUGGGUUUAGGAGGUUACCUUACGUUAGGUGGGGUGCAGGCCCACCCCACCUCCUCCCACUUCUCUCCUGCUGAACUUUGGAGGGCCACUUGGUCAGGAGCAUGGUGGAAAUAAAGAGUUA
Messenger RNA from Sciurus carolinensis (gray squirrel), 1853 nucleotides. It is a transcript of the gene Fdxr, whose product is annotated as ferredoxin reductase. The record is from RefSeq and is a predicted model, not a curated record. The transcript is spliced from 12 exons. Bases 52 to 1560 code for a protein of 502 amino acids. Gene Ontology annotation, biological process: ubiquinone biosynthetic process. NCBI's taxonomy places the organism in Eukaryota, Metazoa, Chordata, Mammalia, Rodentia, Sciuridae. Gene Ontology annotation, cellular component: mitochondrion.